AUGGCCGACCAGGAGGACAUUGCGCAUCUCUUCCCGGAAAUCCACAUUGAGGACACCGACCUCGGCUACAUUGAAAGCCUCGACAGUCUGGACGAACUGGCAAACUUCAACACUCUAGAUACAAUCACCGGAUUGGACCCCCUCGACGGCUUUAACUUCAACGCCGAAUACACCUCUAAUACCGACACAAACUUCGACACCAAUACUGGUAUCGAUACAAACUUCAACACCAACACCAACACUGGUACCAACACCAACACCAACAUCAACAUCAACACCAACAAUAUCCACCAGCAACUACUUCUACAUGACGACCAUGACAUACUUCGACAACUGGCACAGCAGGACAAUCUGCACACCCUCGGACAUUCCAUACCUCCACCUAGACUCAUACUAGAAACGUCACCGUCUCACUCUCCUUCCCUACCUCCAAACUCUCCUGCACUAUCAGACGCUAGCUCUCUUAACGGUAUCCACUCCCUCCACUCUCCUCGAGAUUCUCCAUCAUUUCCACAUUCACAACCACUAUCACCUUCUCCACCUCCAUCCCCCUACCAGGGUUCAUCUCAUUCCCCAUCCCCUUACCAAUCACUAUCACCGUCCCCUUCGUCCUUGCUACCGCCAGAUUUCCACUCCAUGCGUCGUGGCAGACAACUCUCCCAUUCCAGUCGAAGUCGUAGUGCAUCAACUUCCUCCCAACGAAGUCUCGACUCAACUCACUCAGACUCCUCAAACUAUUCAAACUACUCAAACUACUCAAACUACUCAGACGUCUCUCCUCCAAUAGGCCCCUCGGGGACAUACGACUGCCCCCACUGCCCAAAAUCAUUCUCCCGCCCUUACAACUUGAAGUCCCACCUCAAGUCGCAUACAAACGACCGCCCCUACGAAUGCCCUCACUGCCAUAAGCGUUUUGCUCGACAGCACGACCGUAAAAGACACAUUGAUCUACAUUCCGGUUUAAAGAAGUUCCAAUGCUGGGGCGAGAUCCCAAACUCAACUCUCACCUGGGGGUGUAAAAAAAGGUUUGCUAGAACAGACGCCUUGAGGCGCCACUUCCAUACCGAUAAUGGUAAACGUUGUAUUAAACCAUUAUGUGACGCACUAGAUUCAAAACUAGAUUCCGUUGAAGAAUUGGAACAUUCUAUAAAGUUAGCAAUGGAUUCCGCCCUUGCUAUAGUAAGGAAAAAUGAAAGUUCCUGA
Molecule: messenger RNA, 1203 nt
Organism: Pichia kudriavzevii
Lineage: Eukaryota; Fungi; Ascomycota; Pichiomycetes; Pichiales; Pichiaceae
Exons: 1
Coding region: 1-1203 (400 amino acids)
Biological process (GO): regulation of DNA-templated transcription
Molecular function (GO): RNA polymerase II cis-regulatory region sequence-specific DNA binding; DNA-binding transcription factor activity, RNA polymerase II-specific
Source: RefSeq, a predicted model, not a curated record